Molecule: messenger RNA, 4875 nt
Organism: Cryptosporidium ubiquitum
Lineage: Eukaryota; Apicomplexa; Conoidasida; Eucoccidiorida; Cryptosporidiidae
Exons: 1
Coding region: 1-4875 (1624 amino acids)
Source: RefSeq, a predicted model, not a curated record
AUGACCUAUGAUGAACAUCUAGAACUGCGAAACGAUCUUUAUCAGACGUCGCUUAAACUUUUUCACAGUGAUAUUAAGUGGUUUUCCGAGUAUAUUCCGUCAGUAUCGAAAUGGCGAGUAAAGGUAAUGCUAAGGGAAGAAUUAAAAAAUUUCACGAAUGAAAAUGAUCAAAAUUAUGUUAAUAAAUCUACAACAAAUGGAAGAAACUCUCCUCAGAAUAAUAUGACGAAUUCUUUUCAAAUUGAGGAAAAUUCAAUAAAUAUUAACAACUCUGAGGAUUCCCCUCGUAACACUAAUUUAAAACAGAAUGUAUUUGGCAUUAACGAUGCUGUUAUAGGUGGAGAAGAAAUAUCAAUAAAACUCCUCCCUACUCCUAACCAUUCUGAAGCGUUUAAUUUACAUUACUCAAAUGAAUUGUGUGGUAUGCAUGAAAAACCGGACUCCAGCAUUAAUAAUUUGAAUAAUGCAUGCAAAAUUAAUGUGGAAAAUAAUAAAGAAUUACCGGUAUACAAUAACUUGCAUGUGGAUAAUAGUAAAAAUGAGUUAUCAGAGCCUCCGUGUACAAAAGAUGAAGAAAAAAAAAAUGAAAUAAAAUUUAACAUCAAUUUUGAAAAUGAUGAGAAGAGAGAUAGUGAGGAUUUUAAUGAAAAUAAAGAUUCAGAUAAAAUGAAAAAUGACUUUAGUAUUUAUAAUAUUUUAACUGGAGAAGAUGGCAAGUAUUUUAGAGAAAAAUGUGGCAAUAUUUCUUCUUUUGGUCUAACUUUAUGGGAAUACCUACCAUUAGUGGCAAUAUUGAGUGGUUGCACUGGGAUAUUUAUUAUUUUGAGAUUAUCUUCAGCAAUGUAUAGAUAUUCAAUUCUAUCUUGUACAAUUUCUCAUUUAGUGACAUUUAUGUUGAUCGGGAUUCCUUUAUCCCAGUUAGAAUUUUCUAUGAGAAAAAGAGGCCAAAGAUAUGGCUUUCUUGAAGCAAUGCAAUAUUUCAAUCCAAAGUAUGUGGGCAUAACAAUAUUAAGUUUGGUUACUGUUGUCGUCAUUUUUCUCUACUCAGUCCAGAUUAUUAGUACAAUUAGUGUAAUAUUAUAUAAUAUUCCAAAAAAACUAUGGAGAGUAACUUUGGAGGACGAAUUGAUUUGUAGUCGCAUAAAUAAUUCAAUUUACGCACAAGAGGGUAACUUUAUUGAUCAAAUUAAAUCCGGUAAUUUAACUGCACAAAAGAUUAAUUAUGGGUAUUCAUUGUGUUCUUUUUCCUCCAUUUGUAAUGUAGUUGCUCCAUUCUUCCAGGAUUCAAACGAAGUUAUGGAUGCAGUUAACUCCUACACAAAUAUUGGCUCUUUUAACUCAGGAAACACUGUUAAUAGUUCAAGACUUUUAGGCGAAGUUGGCUUGCAACUUUUUAUGAAGGCUGUCCAAAGUGAUAACAGUACUAAUGAUUCAUCUACCCCUAUCAAUUAUCCAACAUGGUGUAUUCCUUCUCCCUUAAAGAAGCUAAGGAACUUAUUUGUCAUGCAACAAAGUGGUUAUCAGGAGGCAAUUUAUUUUUCAUUGAAUAAUGCAAUUAUUAAUACAGAAAACAUUAUUAAAACUCGAGUCUUUCCUAUAAAAAAACCUUUAAGAUGGUUAAAUUCCAAUUUGUAUGCAAGAAUUUGUGGACUUUCUAUUUCAUUAAUAUUCAUCAUAUUCUCCAUAAAUGGAGGUGGAAAGCUAUACAGAAUGGUAUCUUUCCUUUCAUUUCUUUCUCUAAUAACACUUUUUCUCACUGCAUCUAUUCAGAUUGUUGCUAAUGAUAUUCAGCUAAGUAUCUUUAUUUCUAUAUUAGUUACCCAGGAAGGGAUUGAAAAUCUAUUUUCUCCGGCAAUAUGGUACUGUUCAAUAAAUAAUACUCUAUUAUUCUUUGGCAUUUCAUUUUUAAUUACAAUGUUUCCUUUAAAAGAGAUAAUAAAAGAAGAUUACAAUUCAAGUACUUCAAAUCCUUUAAGUUACAAGAACGAUGGAUUUUACGAUGGGAUUAUUGGAAAUAACCUUAAUUCUAGCUCAAAAGCUAAAAAUUGUCCCAUUCUUAAUAUGUUUGAUAAUGAAAAAGAACAAACAGAAAAAGUUCCUAUGAGUUUCAAAGAACCAAGAAUUGGCGAAAUUACACUUAGAAAACAUGUUUCCAGGAUGUAUAAGUCAGUUUAUAACCAAGAAAUGGAGAAGAAUGAGUCAAAGUAUAGAAAUGACGAGGUUUCUAAAAAUAAUACUAUUCCUUCAAUCUCAAUUGAUAGUCAUACUCAAAGUAUAGAAACUCAAAAUAAUCAUACGGAACAAAAUAUGGCUUUAAAACUUCAUCAAAUUAACCAAGAACACACAAAUUUCCCUUCUUUAAUGAGUGCAGCUAAUUCCGCUGUAUUCUUUCUUGCAUGCGUGAUAAUAUCAUCAAUGGUGGUUUUAAUAUCUAAUGCAGCUUUUAUCUCUCUAACUGAGUCUCCGAAUACUACUUUGCUUCUUCCAUUUAAUCGUCAUUUUGGAAAAACAUCAAUUACAGCCAUUAUUAAAGACAAUAUUAAUCAGAAUAAAGUUAAUGAAUCUUCUAAUGAAAAAUCCUUAAAAAUUGAUCAAGAUUCUUAUAAUAUUGAGGAUAUAAAAUCCAAACAAUAUAAUUACUUUACUAUUCCUAAAUAUUUUCAUGGGAAUAAUUGGUUAAUGCAUGAUAUGUUUGAACCAGACUCAGGCCAUUUUCAAGAAAUAUUUCAAUUCUUUAAUGGUGAAUCUGCAUCAACAGAAGAAAUUAAUUUUUUAAAAAACCAUAUGACUAGUUGGUUCAAGUGGAAUUUCAUUCAGAUUAAGUUUCAGUCUUUGAUACUUGGAGAGUAUAUGGUCAUUUAUUUAAUAAUGAUUGGUAUAGAAGUUUCCAAAAGGAUACCAAGUGGAGUAAUAAUUUUCUUUAUACUUGUAGUUUUUUCCUUUGCAAUUUCUAGUGCAUGUAUAUGUACUAGUAUAAUAUCAAAGCAUAUUUUUGUUAUCUUUAACUAUUGGAUUCUCCCAAUAAUUGGCCCCAAGUUUGGAAUUUUAAAUCAAGAUUCAAACUUAAACAAUUCAAAUAAGAAAAAUAUUAAGAAUAUUAGAAGGUUGAAAAGUUGUAGCCAUAGUAAACAUACAAUUGAUAACUUGAAUUAUUGUGUUAAUUCAAGUAAUUUUGAGAUUGAGGAAAACAAAGAAUCAAAGAAAAAAAAAGGGGAAAAGUCAGCCGGCUUAAAGAAAUUAUCGGUUAUUUACAAGAUUAAAUGUUUUUUAAAGUUAAUAUUUUGUAUAUUAUCAUCAUUCUGUUUGCUAAUAAAGAAGGAAAUUUUAAAGUUUUUUGGGAUUUCGUAUAGGAACAAAAAGAAUAGAAAUGCCGAAAAGAUGACAUUUUUUAUUCAGUUUGCCUUCAUUACACUUUUAAUGGUAACGGUACUAUUAACAAAUAUAGUUACUGCAUUUAUUCCAAGGUUUCCGCUUGAUAAUCAAAAUGUUAAUGACAAAGUGCUUAAAGAACAAUUGGAACUAAAUAAAAUGGCUUUUCUUAACUUUUCUGAUAAGAAUGAAUUAUCAAAAUAUUACAAAAAUGAACUUUAUAUUUCUAAAACAUUUAAUAUAAUAUUUGGUUCUCUUUUUGAUAUCCAAAUAAUAAGUAAUGCAGCCAAUUUUAUGUUAGCUUUAACAGCAGGACUCGAAACAAUUAUACUAACUUGGUACAUGUACAGGGAUAUUCAAGAAGAGAUUGUUGGUAAGAAUGCUCUAAAGUGUCAAGCAAUUGGAUAUAUAAUCUCAACAAUUUUACUUUCUAUUGGGUUUUUAUUUGGAACAAAAUAUAUUUUUGUCUUAUUUAUAUUAUUAUCUUCGAUAAAUUACCUAAUUACUUUUAUUAUUGCAAGGUACUUUGCAAAGAAGAAUUUCAAGAGUAAUCAUGAACAAGUAAUAAAAAGGCAGAAGUAUAGCCCAACUUGGUGGUUGUAUAUUUCUAAUAUUGAUUUUUUAAGAAGGAAACUCAAUUCAAAAGAGUUGGAAGAUGCUGGAUCACUAAAUUAUUACUCGGAGAAGUCUACAAUACAAGUGAGUAACUUGAAUAGUAAUCAUAAUCACAAUCAUAAUAAUAGUAAUUAUAAUCAUAAUAAUAAUAGCAAUAAUAAUAAUAAUGAUAAUAAUAAUAAUAAUAAUAAUAAUAGUAAUAAUAAUAAUAAUAAUAAUAGUUUUUAUGGUUUGAAUAAGAUGAAGAUCAGCCAAAACAAAUAUUUUGCUAAAAAUGAAGAACUCAUUCAAAGCAUUUCCAACUUUAACUUGUACUGUAAUGUUAGAUCUCGCCAACCAUUAUUUAUCAGUUUUUGGUUCAUUAUGGCUAAAUACUUCUCUUCAAUACUUAUUUUCAGUACGAUACCUUUAAACAUAGCAAAUACAAUAAGUAUGCUCUUCCUAAGAUUAGAAUGUUUGGAAGGUAUAAUUCCCGAAAUAUUUUUGAUGAACUACAUUUCAAAUAUGAAGACAAAUACCAUAAAUAUAUUUAACCGAGUAUCCAUUUUUCAACCAAUUCAAGUUUUGGUAAUAACCUUAUUAAUGAUAUUUGGAAUUAGUACUGCAUUAAUAAUCACAAUAUACAUUAAGUUAAAGGGAGAUAAAUUAAAAAAACUUUCAAACUCUCAUACUAAAAAUAGCUCAUUUGCUUAUAUUCAAGGUAAUCCAGAAGAAAAUCAGGAAAUAAACUUGAAUAAUAUAUUAGACGACGUUUAUGAAUCUUUAAAAGUUCCAAAAUGUGCUGAAUUAUAUUUGAACAAUAAGAUCGAGAACUUGGGGAAAAUGCCCCAAAAACUGAUUAUUUCCCUAGCAAUGCAUGAAAAUUACAAACUACUCAACAGGCAAUACUAA